AUGUCACAACUACCUGGCGGCGGCGGCGUGAGAUCACUCCGUGCUAUGUUUGAGAGCUCGCAUCCCGAGCGCUCUGCCUCCCCUGAGCUUCGUGGCCGUUCGCCCACCCCCGGCUCACCCUCUGUUCGCAGCAGCGAGUCCAAUUCGCGCCCGGCAUCCAAGGUGCGCGCCAGCUUCAUUUCCGUCGGCCCCUUCGAUUCGCCCCCGACCAGCAUGCCGGGAGAGAACGGCGUCGACAGCCCGGCUGUUGAGAGCCCGCCCAGCGACGCCAUCGACGCCCUCAGGGCCGCCGCGCCUUCCGAGCCGACCGGCAGCACCCUGACGCAGCGCCGCGGCAGCAUGAGCCUCGAUCCCAGCCGCGACUCCGAGACGCUGGAGGAGCUCCGGCACACCGUGUCGUCCGAGGCCGAGCACCGCCGCGCCAGCGUCGACAUCAAGGAGACGGUGCCCGAGAACGCCGUCUUCACCGGCCCGACCAACACGCCUUUCAUGGAGAUCAAGGAGGACAAGGCCAUGGGCAACUUUGUCGACAACCAAAACAACCAGUUGAACGACGCCAAGAAGUCGGGCGAGCCCGGCCCGAAGGAGGAAGCGACGACGGAGAACGCGCAGCGCGUUCUCCAGGAAGCUGCCGCCGGCCUGAAGCGCGUCGAGGUUGCCGCCGAGGAGAAGAAGUCGGAAUCCGCCAACAAGUCGUCGUCUGACGCCACCGCUACCGCACCAACUCCCGCCACCGAAGAACUGAACGAAGACGUCGCCAUUCCUACCGAAGAGCCCACAAUGUCUCAGCCUGACAAGAAGACCGCUGUGGAGGACCCGAACGCUGAGAUGAAGCCCUCGGACCCCAAGGAAGAGAGCGCUGUUUCCGGAGGCGAGGGUCUGCCGCCGCCUACCGAGACUCUGAAGCCUCUGGGCACUGAGAAGGCCGCUGAGGAGGCGCCUGAACCUGUCGCUGAAGAGAAGACUGAGGAAAAGGCCGAGGAAGUCGAGCCCCAGCCCGAGACGAAGGCCGAUGCCGCGCCUGAGCCUGUUCCUGAGCCCGCUGAGACGAAGCCCGAGCCUGCGCUGGCUGAGGAGAGCAAGCCGUCCGGAGCCAAGUCUCCCGCUCCCCCUGCGACUCCCACCUCGCCGAUUGCUUCCCCGAAGUCGACGACCUCGAAAACUUCGACCGCCAAGGAGCCCGCGAAGAGGGCGAGCAGGACUUCGCUCAAGUCUGCGACUUCCAGCUCCGCCGCGAAGCCUCGCGCUUCGUCCAGGCCUGCUUCCGAGAGGAAGGCUCACGCCACGCCCCCUUUUACGAAGCCCAGACCAAAGUCGCCUACGCGCCCCGCCAAGCUCCCCUCGCACCUGACGCAGCCCACGGCUGCUUCUGCGGCGAAGCGCGAUGCUGAGAAGGAGGAGAAGAAGCCUGCCGCCAAGCCCAGGACGACGACGACCCCCCGCGCCCCCGCCGUCGCGGCCAAGACCACGACUGCUGCGGCCAGCAAGACGGCAGCCGAGAAGAAGGCCGGUUCUCGCCCCUCGCUGCCUGCGCAGAGCACCGCCAAGCGCCCCGAGUCCCGCACUUCCAGGCCCAGUGUUGGUGCCCGUGCGCCCGAUGACAGCUUCCUUGCCCGCAUGAUGCGCCCGACGGCAUCCUCUGCCAACAAGACCCACGAGAAGAAGGAUGAUGUCAAGUCGCCCCCGCGCCGCACGGUGUCGACGAAGUCGAAGCAGACGAACGGCAGCAGCGUUGCUGCGAAGGCGAAGACAAAGGUUGUGGAGGGUAUCGACAAGGCGAAGGAGAAGAUUGCGGAGAAGGAUACUGAGGAAAAGCAGGAGGAAAGCUCGGGACCGAAGCUGGAGCCGGCGGCCCCCAUCACUGAGAAGCCGGUGGAGGAGGAACAGGCGGCCGAGGAGGAGGGCAAGAACACGCCGGAAGAGGAGAGCGGGGAGACUAUGACGCAAACGCCUGCGGGUAUUGAGGGCGGUGUUAUUCGCUUUAGCAACGCCAGCAGCAUGACCGCCUAUUCUUCCGCCAGCACCGCCUUCUCCGCCUCGACCGCCGCCACGUCCGUCUACGGCGGUAGCACCCCGACCAGCAACAGCGGCUGUACGUGUGGCUCGACCCCGUCGUCCGUCUGUGGCGACAUUCCUCCUCUUCCCGUCAAGCCCGCCUCCGCUGCCCCGCGCAGGGGUCGCAUCUCGAACUUGGUUGCGUUUUUUGAGAAUAACCAGUAA
Lasiodiplodia theobromae is the source of this 2220-nucleotide messenger RNA. RefSeq names its product Gamma-aminobutyric acid a receptor. The record is from RefSeq and is a predicted model, not a curated record. The transcript is spliced from 2 exons. The coding region runs from base 1 to 2220 and encodes 739 amino acids. NCBI's taxonomy places the organism in Eukaryota, Fungi, Ascomycota, Dothideomycetes, Botryosphaeriales, Botryosphaeriaceae.